ACGCACACGACGGCUGCCUUCCUCCCAAGAAUGAUUUCCGUUAUUAUGUCAUGUGGUCUCGCAACCAGGAGAGAUUGUUUGCUCAGUUUUGCAUAACAAACAUUGAAUCUGUUGUUGGAUUUGCAGUUUAGCCUUGCUUGUGGGCCUUCCGUCGUUAUCGUUGGUUCUUGCCUGCCGCAGGCAUCCAGGCACUCAGCACACAUUUUCUCUCUUCUCCGCGGCUGCGAGGAGCCCAGUAGUUGGGAUUCCUUAAAGGCAAGCAGAUGGAAGCGAGCGGGAGCGUGGAGGCAAUUAGAGGAUUUCUUCCUCCAAGCAGUGCAGGAAUUUAGAUAAUGGGCUGUGUGCAAUGUAAGGAUAAAGAAGCAACAAAACUGACAGAGGAGAGGGACGGCAGCCUGAACCAGAGCUCCGGGUACCGCUAUGGCACAGACCCCACUCCUCAGCACUACCCCAGCUUCGGCGUGACCUCCAUCCCAAACUACAACAACUUCCACGCAGCUGGGGGCCAAGGACUCACCGUCUUUGGGGGUGUGAACUCUUCGUCUCAUACUGGGACGUUGCGGACGAGAGGAGGAACAGGAGUGACCCUGUUUGUGGCCCUUUAUGAUUAUGAAGCACGGACAGAAGAUGACCUGAGUUUUCACAAGGGAGAAAAAUUUCAAAUAUUAAACAGCUCGGAAGGAGACUGGUGGGAAGCCCGCUCCUUGACAACCGGAGAGACGGGUUACAUUCCCAGCAAUUAUGUGGCUCCAGUGGACUCUAUCCAGGCAGAAGAGUGGUACUUUGGAAAACUUGGCCGAAAAGAUGCUGAGCGACAGCUUUUGUCCUUUGGAAAUCCAAGAGGUACCUUUCUCAUCCGCGAGAGUGAAACCACCAAAGGUGCCUAUUCACUGUCUAUCCGUGACUGGGAUGAUAUGAAAGGAGACCACGUCAAACAUUAUAAAAUUCGCAAACUUGACAAUGGUGGAUACUAUAUCACCACCCGGGCCCAGUUUGAAACCCUUCAGCAGCUUGUACAGCAUUACUCAGAGAGAGCCGCAGGUCUCUGCUGCCGCCUAGUAGUUCCCUGUCACAAAGGGAUGCCAAGGCUUACCGAUCUGUCUGUCAAAACCAAAGAUGUCUGGGAAAUCCCUCGAGAAUCCCUGCAGUUGAUCAAGAGACUGGGAAAUGGGCAGUUUGGGGAAGUAUGGAUGGGUACCUGGAAUGGAAACACAAAAGUAGCCAUAAAGACUCUUAAACCAGGCACAAUGUCCCCUGAGUCAUUCCUCGAGGAAGCACAGAUCAUGAAGAAGUUGAAGCAUGACAAGUUGGUCCAGCUCUACGCCGUGGUGUCCGAGGAACCUAUCUACAUUGUCACCGAGUACAUGAAUAAAGGAAGUUUACUUGAUUUCUUAAAAGAUGGAGAAGGAAGAGCUCUGAAAUUACCAAAUCUUGUGGACAUGGCAGCACAGGUUGCUGCAGGAAUGGCUUACAUUGAGCGCAUGAAUUAUAUCCACAGAGAUCUGCGAUCAGCAAACAUUCUGGUGGGGAACGGACUCAUAUGCAAGAUUGCCGACUUUGGAUUGGCCAGAUUGAUCGAAGACAAUGAGUACACAGCCAGACAAGGUGCAAAGUUCCCCAUCAAGUGGACGGCCCCCGAAGCAGCCCUGUACGGGAGGUUCACAAUCAAGUCUGACGUGUGGUCUUUUGGAAUCUUACUCACAGAGCUGGUCACCAAAGGAAGAGUGCCGUACCCAGGCAUGAACAACCGGGAGGUGCUGGAGCAGGUGGAGCGCGGCUACAGGAUGCCCUGUCCGCAGGACUGCCCCAUCUCUCUCCACGAGCUCAUGAUCCACUGCUGGAAAAAGGACCCCGAAGAACGGCCCACUUUCGAGUACUUGCAGGGCUUCCUGGAAGACUACUUCACCGCCACAGAGCCCCAGUAUCAGCCUGGUGAAAACCUGUAAGACCUGGGUCUGCAGAGAGAGGCCUCGGCCCGAGGCUUCCCCGCCCCCUCCCCAUUAGCUUCCAAUUCCGUAGCCAGCUGCUCCGAGCAGAGCAGCGAGAACCGUCCAGGAUCAGAUUGCAUGUGACUCUGAAGCUGACGAACUUCCAUGGCCCUCAUUAAUGACACUUGUCCCCAAAUCCGAACCUCCUCUGUGAAGCAUACGAGACAGAACCUUGUUAUUUCUCAGACUUUGGAAAAUGCAUUGUAUCGAUGUUAUGUAAAAGGCCAAACCUCUGUUCCGUGUAAAUAGUUACUCCAGUGCCAACGAUCCUAGUGCUUUCCUUUUUUUAAAAUGCAAAUCCUAUGUGAUUUUAACUCUGUCUUCACCUGAUUCAACUAAAAAAAAAGUAUUAUUUUCCAAAAGUGGCCUCUUUGUCUAAAACAAUAAAAUUUUUUUUCAUGUUUUAACAAAAACCAAUCAGGACAGGUGUUUGGUUUUUUCUUUUUUAUAAAUAUGAAUAUAUAUAAUAUAUACGUCCCUGUACAUACACCAUGUGGGUGCUAACGUGGAGACCGUGGCCAACGUGGGCCACAAAGCUUCAGAAACCAGAGUGAGGAUUUUACUGCAAAAUCAGCGUAAAAGCACUGGUGUUAUUCUGAAAACCAGUGGCCUCAUUUUUGGCUUUUGCAAAGCAUGAUUCUUGGUUUAUAUUUUUAAUUUGGAUUGCACUUUUUUGGUUCAUGACUGUACCUGUAGAUGGCUGUUACUUUGACCCCUCAUCAGGCCCCAAGCUGAAUUCACAAGUUCUGUUUCCAGUAUUUGCUUCUACAUAAACUGCAAUUUGUUCUUGAGACCUAAAAGUGAGCGUAUUUAAGCAAGCAAACGGCCAAUACCACCAGGGGAACUGGAAAAUGGAUACCACACAAACUUCUUGUAUAAAAAUACAAAUGCUGAAAUGUUUCAGACUUUUUUUAUUUAAUAAACCUUGUAACCACAUUUAAAUGGUCUAAAACCCAUAGCAUUGUAGUCAUGGCAACCUGCUAAACUUUCUCAUGCAACUAAAACUUACGGGAGGGUGAGGGUGGGGGUUGUACAUUUCCCAUUGUAAAAUAAGUGUUUUAAAUGUCCUGUACUGCUAAUGAAAUGACUUUCUCUAUGUCCAAGAGUUCUCCAGUGGAAUAACUAUGCACUACUUUACAUCUCAUGGGGAUGCACAAAAAAAAAAAAGUAUUACAUUUUCAGUUGCUGUUUGUACCAGCCUUGAAUUACGUAUGUUUAACAACAACAAAUCAAAAAGCCUAUUUCUAUUGGGUUUUUAAUACUGAGUAGCAACUCUGAAGUCUUAAUUCCUU
Ceratotherium simum simum (southern white rhinoceros) is the source of this 3280-nucleotide messenger RNA. Lineage: Eukaryota; Metazoa; Chordata; Mammalia; Perissodactyla; Rhinocerotidae. The record is from RefSeq and is a predicted model, not a curated record.